Mesorhabditis belari is the source of this 354-nucleotide messenger RNA. The record is from the annotation of a GenBank genome assembly. NCBI's taxonomy places the organism in Eukaryota, Metazoa, Nematoda, Chromadorea, Rhabditida, Rhabditidae.
AUGACCGUGCAGGUGGACCGAUGCUUGUUCGUGCAGGUGGAUCGAUGCUUGUUCAUGCAGCAAAUGAUGGAGCAAAUUCUCAAGAAGAAGAACAAAGAAAGCAUGGAGAGUACGAGGAAAAAGGGAAAGCAGAAAGCGGAUGAUGCGUCAAAUGAGCGAGGAUUGACGAGGAAAGAACGGGAAAAUCGAGGAAUUGGCGGUGGAGGAGGAUUCGAUGAUUUGGCGUUGUCGAACGCGAUUGACGCCGUCACGAAGUACAUCGAAGCAGAAACACAGCCGAAUAUCAGAAAGUUUUCGGUGGCGUAUCGAGAGAUCGCGAAAACGAAAAGGGAAUAUCAUGUUCGUUUGGGUUUU